Molecule: messenger RNA, 714 nt
Organism: Penicillium angulare
Lineage: Eukaryota; Fungi; Ascomycota; Eurotiomycetes; Eurotiales; Aspergillaceae
Product: germin family protein
Exons: 3
Coding region: 1-714 (237 amino acids)
Cellular component (GO): cell wall
Molecular function (GO): manganese ion binding
Source: RefSeq, a predicted model, not a curated record
AUGAUGAUUCUCCAAUCCACUCUUAGCUCUGCACUUCUUGCUGCUACCAUAGUUGCUCUUCCGGCAAAUGCAGCCCCUCAACUUAUGCCUAAACGCUCAACAGUGGAGCUAAGCUUACCAGCUCAACUACGACUUGCAGACACGGCCGUCGACCGUUACCAGCUUCUGCCAAAAGACGAAGACUUUAUCUUUGACUUUAACAAAGCCGAGAUUCCGUUCGCCAACCGCAAGACCUUCCCAGCCCUUACUGGCUACGGGACUUCAAUGAGUGUCUCUGCACUGCCAGCUUGCAGUAUGAGCUUUCUGCAUCUCCACCCUCGUGCUACCGAACUCUUCGCCCUUACAUCCGGCCAUGUUAUUACUGACAUGGUACCGGAGGGAAAUGUCACUGAUUCCAAUGGCAAACAGCGUGUCAUCACCACGGAACUUUAUGCUGGAAUGAUGACUAUUUUCCCUGCUGGCUCGUUUCAUACGCAGGUGAACCCUGACUGUGAACCUGCCAAUUUCUCGGCAGCCCUUACGGCUGAGGAUUUUGGAAUUUCCAUGGUCGCGGAUCAGACGUUUUCUCUUCCCGAUGAUGUCGUUGCUGCGACCUUUGGACAAAGUAUUGCUGGUGAAGAUAUUGAUCGCGUGAGGGAUGCGAUUCCCGGGGCUACUUUGAUUAGAGUUGAGGAAUGUCUGAAGAAAUGUAAUAUUCAGAAACGCCGGACUUGA